This is a messenger RNA of Baudoinia panamericana UAMH 10762, 321 nucleotides long. RefSeq lists its product as uncharacterized. Bases 1 to 321 code for a protein of 106 amino acids. The transcript has a single exon. NCBI's taxonomy places the organism in Eukaryota, Fungi, Ascomycota, Dothideomycetes, Mycosphaerellales, Teratosphaeriaceae. The record is from RefSeq and is a predicted model, not a curated record.
AUGAGCCGCGUUUUGUACCUCCUACCACAUAGCCGCAGCGCGUCGGUUCCGAUCAAGCAAGUGAUCGGGCUAAGCAUGAUGAAGUUGCGCGCAGCCAUAAAUGCGCGCAGUGAACUGUUUAUCCGUGUCGAUAUGGAUGCCGUGAAGCUACUGGCUAGGCGGCAAUUAGAUGCUUACCUUUCGAGUCAUGUAGCUUCAGCGGCGUGUACAAGCAUGAAUGGCAGGUGUGUUGAUCAUGCUGAGCCGCGGUGUUCUUUGGCCGAGGCCGAAUGCCAAGGGACGCUUCAUUCGCGCCUCUUGUCUUGGCUUGCCACCACUUAG